Molecule: messenger RNA, 978 nt
Organism: Ectocarpus siliculosus
Lineage: Eukaryota; Phaeophyceae; Ectocarpales; Ectocarpaceae
Source: the annotation of a GenBank genome assembly
AUGCACGGGAGCGUGGAGCAGUCCUUCCGUGGUCAUGACGAGUUCACGCCCUCCGUGGUAGAAGUUUUCGUUGACACCAGUUUCGGCAUGACUUACACCGGAAACGACUACGGGUCAGCGACGAUGGUAGCGGACGACGCGUUCGUGUACCACGCCGACUUUACCGAUUUGCCUUACAUUGAUAUAGGCGGGCUGUACGCAUGGGACUUUGUUUUUGCGAACGUGGGAGGGAAGGCGGCGUUUGACAAGUACACGCACCUAAGCCUGCACACGUCUGAAGUUUCAACACCGCUCUACACCGACUUCGGGUUGGCAGAAACUAACACAACGGUUUACCUCACGUACGCCAAUACCGAGGACAACUCGCUGUAUAUUGACGCCAGCCUAACCAUCAGCGAGACCACUGCCGACAUCGCGUUUGAUCAUGCAAAAUCGGCCGUCAUGUACAGCACGUCUGAUGCCCUCGAGACGUUGACGUGGACCAAGAAUGACGACGGCAAGUUUGAGGUGGCGACAGCACAACAUCUGUUGCAGAUCAUGAACCAGGGCACCAUGUUUACUGACUUGGGUGAUUAUCCAAGCAACUAUGAUGAUGCCAGCGACAUUUAUCACGUGGAAGAAGGACUCCGUGACAUAUCCAAGGUCGGCUUCGAAGUGCCGGCCUCGCUAGUCAAUGUGGUCUUUGCCACUGGUGAUAUCGUAGAAGUUGAUAUGGCUUUCGAAAGAGAAACAACCAUGAAAACAACACUUGUGAAGAACGGCGACUUGGUGGAAAUUGAAGACGUGAACGCGCUUCUCCUACCAUUCGAUCUGAGCACAUCAGAGACACAAGAAUCUAGCCUGAAGCUAUCUGACGACACCGUCGUCACUGUGAGUGUCGCGCAAGGAUCGGGUGAAAUAUCGGUCGGAGGACAAACGUAUGAGAGCGGGAAAUCGUUCGUGAUGGAUGGUAAAAAGUGUACAGUCUAUGAUAUAUAA